Messenger RNA from Dendronephthya gigantea, 1784 nucleotides. Its product is annotated as trichoplein keratin filament-binding protein-like. The transcript has 20 exons. Gene Ontology annotation, biological process: apoptotic process. Gene Ontology annotation, cellular component: keratin filament. The record is from RefSeq and is a predicted model, not a curated record. Lineage: Eukaryota; Metazoa; Cnidaria; Anthozoa; Malacalcyonacea; Nephtheidae. The coding region runs from base 6 to 1508 and encodes 500 amino acids.
AAAAAAUGGCGCUUCCAACGCUUGAGCCUUACUGGAUGAAACACUACAAAAAUAAAACAGAACAGUUUCAUGUACAACGCACACAGCAUGAGUCUGAUUUCAGACAUAAAUGGGACGAGAAUAGUCGGUAUUUUCAACGAGCAAACGUCGAAGCUACUAAGAAGAGAGCUUGGCAGUCGGACCAAUGUUUUCAGGAGAGCAUGGGUGCAUUGGAUGCAUUGUACUCGAAAGAUAAAAAGAAAAGCAAUCUUGCUGAGCGAAGGAAGAAACUCAGUGAGUUGUUGUUGAAUGAGCAGAAAGAUCUUGAGCAAGAACUUCGUCAGUACAGGUCAGCACGCGGUGGACAGGCACAAGACAUGAAAGCUAGAGCUGAUGACUUGAAGUCUGCCAGGGAGGAAAGGCGGCAAAAGCUCGCAGAGGAGAAAUUGUAUGAACACUGGCGUCAGAAUGCACCUGAAUUACGUCAGGUGGAGUCGGAACGCUUGAAAGAGCAUGUUGUUCACAGUUGGAGAGAUCAAAAUGAAGACAAGAGAAUGAGAGAAAUGACGAGCAGGGAUGAACAGCAAAGAAUGGAAUCAGAAAUGGAAAAGCAACGACUUUUGUUAAUGGAAAGAGAUAGGGCACUUCAAGAAGCAAAGAAAAGGGAAGAGAAGGAAACUGCUCGGCAACUUCAAAUACAAAUGAAGGAAUUGCGGAUAAGGGAAGAAGAGGCAGCCAUGUUGAGACAAGAACAAGAGAGACUGGAGAAUGAAGAGAGGAGAAUAGACGAAGCAAAAGAGACGAGAAAGCGGUUUGAGGAAGAAAGAAAGAGAAGAUCCCAUGGACGUGUUCUGAUACAACAGCAUAAAGCACAAAUGAAACGAAAGAGCCAAGAAGUCCAGAAAGCUCUGGAAAUGGAUUUAGAAAUAUUACAAAAUAUGGCAGCCAAGGAAGAAGAGGAAGUUAUCUUAAAAUCAACGAGAAGAGAAAAAGCAAAAGCUGAUGCAGCCUACAUGCAACAAGUUCUUGAGGAACAACUUCGUGUCGAGAAGGCGAGAGAAGCUGAACUGGAUAUGUUGUACAGGGACGAAGCUGCUCGGAUGUGGCAGAAACGUGACGCAGAAUGGGAAAGAGAGAGACUUGCGCGAGAAAGAUUAAUGAAUGAGGUUCUUGUUGAACGCCAGAAGCAAAUCGAACAGAAGAUGUCUGAAGUGCGUCAAAGACACGAGCAAUCGCUCAAGACGCAGGAAGAACUCCUGAACGAAAUGGAAGCUGUGAACAGGAUGACGGAACGAGAGAAGAAAGCGGAAGAGGAGAAGAGACAGAUAAGAGAAAGAGAAUUACAAUCACAGAUUACCGAAAGAAGGCAAAGAGACAUUGAAACUAAACACAGGGAACAACAGAAGCUAGAGGAUCAACGACGUGAGGAGAAUGCUUAUCGACACAUGGUCCGUCACGAGGCUGAAAGGAUCACUGAACGCGACAUGGGACAAAAGUCGUAUCGCCGACGAAAGAUCGCCUUUGAUUGAAUUACAGUUGGAACCGGAUAUUUUGUACAUAUGCUCAAAUUAGUCAGGUAAAAUUAAGAGAUUCUACUCGGGUUGGCUGCCGUGCUGAAGCAUUCUCGGAUUUCGACAAAACCCUUCGCUAAGCGUACGUUAGAAUGUUUGUCUCUCGUGGUGAACAACUUUUAAGCCAAUCAGCAUUGGUUUGAUAAUCUUAUUCACACAAAAAUCUGAAUGUUUCAUGUUCAAACGCCGCUGUCUAAUGAUUAUUGUAAAUAGAAUGAAUGACGAAAAGAUAAU